AUGGCCCUACUAAAGGCGCGCAGAUUUGGGCUUGACGUUGCUGUCGGUCGCAGAGUCAAACGAGCAAAUGUCCCUUCCUGGUCUCUCGGAGUCUCUCGGGCCGGCAGACCAGGACUUGAUGGUGUUUCACUCCGUCUUGGACUCCUGCGCAGUCGACAUAGAAUAGUGCCAGAUGCCGGUCGAUCCAACACAUCAGUACAUGCUGCUCUACUGUUCAGCGCCGUAGCACGACCGUUCUCAUUGAAGCAAUGCAUCAACAUCGGCACCUCUUCUCUGCCCAAAGCUCACGGUCUUACGAACUCACCACGGUGGGUUCAAGGCAAUGGCACAGCCGUUCUGGUUGAAGUAAUACUCACGAUCGGACACUCUCUGUCCGGAAUGCUGGAUGAUGUGGUCCACGCAGAAAGAGCCAUCAUUCACACUCGGACGAGCCCAGAUUUCAAUCGAUCAGUAAUCAAUGGCCAGCCUUAUUGUUCCUCGGAUGGUGCUAUGGGGCUGUGCUCAUGCUGUGACGGCCUACAAGCUCGCGAUGUUCUUGGCGAUUACUUACUGCCGGAUAGCAUCAUGUGGCCAUUUGUGGGUGGUCAUGAUUGGGGUGUGGGCAUUGCCUACAAGAUGCCAAUCUGGUAUCCUGAUCUGGUCAAGGCCUUCUUCACCGUCAGCGUGCCAUAUACCUGGGUGGAUCUCUCGGUGUUCGUUGAAAAUGGGACAUAUCCAUUGCUCGGGUACCAAUUGCAGUGGCGAGACUUUGCUUGGGAGCGCAACUUCCAGAGUCGGGCUCAGAUCCGGGACCUGCUUAAUGGCGCGUACGGUGGGCUAACUCAGGACAAUCAAAGUGCCUUUUCGCCUUAUGAUGGGUAUAAUCUGGAUCAACUGCCGACGUUGCAGCCAACGCAGCUAAUCAACUUCACAACACUCGACAUAUGGUUCGAAAACUUCGCUAAGCAAGGAUUUCAUGGACUGGGAGGACGAGAGAUCCAAUGCUAA
This is a messenger RNA of Pseudocercospora fijiensis CIRAD86, 987 nucleotides long. RefSeq lists its product as uncharacterized. The transcript has 8 exons. The coding region runs from base 1 to 987 and encodes 328 amino acids. Lineage: Eukaryota; Fungi; Ascomycota; Dothideomycetes; Mycosphaerellales; Mycosphaerellaceae. The record is from RefSeq and is a predicted model, not a curated record.